Limanda limanda (common dab) is the source of this 1653-nucleotide messenger RNA. RefSeq names its product SV2 related protein a (gene svopa). Gene Ontology annotation, biological process: transmembrane transport. NCBI's taxonomy places the organism in Eukaryota, Metazoa, Chordata, Actinopteri, Pleuronectiformes, Pleuronectidae. Bases 1 to 1653 code for a protein of 550 amino acids. Gene Ontology annotation, cellular component: membrane. The transcript is spliced from 16 exons. The record is from RefSeq and is a predicted model, not a curated record. Gene Ontology annotation, molecular function: transmembrane transporter activity.
AUGGACGAGGAUCUGUUCCAACUGAGGCAGCUGCCUGUCGUUCGCUUCCGUCGCACAGGUGAGAGCACCCGCUCCGAGGAUGAUGGCGAGAAUAGAGAGCAAGUUAUCAGGAUCGCAGAGCAGACUGAUCUGGAGUCUGUGGCUCUUACAGAUGGAGCUCCAGUACCUCGGGAGUUCGCCAAUCCGACUGAUGACACGUUCAUGGUAGAAGAUGCAGUGGAGGCCAUCGGCUUUGGGACGUUUCAGUGGAAACUCUCCAUCCUCACUGGUCUCGCCUGGAUGGCUGAUGCCAUGGAGAUGAUGAUCCUCAGCAUCUUAGCCCCACAGCUCCACUGUGAGUGGAGACUGCCCAGCCUGGAGGUGGCGCUGCUGACAUCGGCUGUAUUUAUUGGGAUGAUGAUCAGUUCUUCUCUGUGGGGAAACAUUUCCGACAGAUACGGCAGAAAAACAGGUCUGAAGAUGAGUGUGAUGUGGACAAUGUUCUACGGCCUGAUGAGUGCAUUUGCACCUGUUUAUGGUUGGAUCCUCGUCCUCCGAGCGCUGGUGGGCUUUGGCAUCGGAGGAGCCCCACAGUCGGUGACACUGUACUCUGAAUUUCUGCCUAUGAAGUCUAGAGCCACGUGCAUCUUACUGAUUGAGAUAUUUUGGGCGCUGGGCACUGUGUUUGAGGUCCUCUUGGCGAUCCUGGUGAUGCCCACUCUGGGCUGGCGCUGGCUGCUCGGCCUGUCUAACAUUCCUCUCUUCAUCUUUGCCAUCCUGUGUUUUUGGCUACCUGAGAGCGCUCGAUACGACGUGCUGACAGGAAACCAGGACAAAGCUUUGGCCACGCUGAAGCGCAUCGCCACGGAGAACGGAGCACCCAUGCCACUGGGAAAACUAAUUGUUGCCAGACAGGAGGAUCGUGGGAAGAUUCAAGACUUAUUUUCAUCCGACUUUCGCUGGACCACAAUUCUGCUGUGGUUUAUUUGGUUUGCAAAUGCCUUCUCUUACUAUGGACUGGUGCUUCUGACCACAGAGCUGUUUCAGGAAGGAGGCGCAUGUGGAAUGUCCAAAGGUAGUAGGAGGGAGCUCCGGUGCAACUUGGAGUGUAAAUAUCUGAACUCCGAUGACUAUAAAGAUCUACUGUGGACGACGUUGUCUGAAUUCCCAGGACUGCUGGUGACACUGUGGGCUAUCGAUCGACUGGGACGGAGGAGGACCAUGGCGUUGUGUUUCCUCAUCUUCUCUCUGUGCAUCAUUCCACUAUAUGGUUGUGUUGGGAGGACAUCCAUGACAGUGUUGAUCUUCAUCGCCAGAGCCUUUAUUGCAGGAGGAUUCCAGGCUGCCUAUGUGUACACUCCAGAGGUUUACCCAACAGCAACCAGGGCUUUAGGCCUGGGAACAAGUAGUGGAAUGGCCAGAGUUGGUGCCCUCAUUACUCCGUUUGUUGCACAGGUGAUGCUGGAGUCCUCUGUGUAUCUGGCUCUCUCAGUGUACUGCUGCUGCUGCCUCGUCGCUGCCGUCGCCUCCUGUGCGCUGCCGAUUGAGACGACAGGCCGCGGCAUGCAGGAGUCCAGCCACCGUGAGUGGGGCCAGGAGAUGAUGGGCCGGGCCUCUACCUCCUCCCACAACUCAGAGGGAAACCCAAACUCAAGCUCCGGCUCCCAGGGCUGA